CGCAGUGGACCAUCAAACGAACUUCAUCUGAAACUCGAAGAAAGUUAUGAACAAUUCAAAUGCAUUGAAAAUGAAAGGAAACGAACAGAAGCUGAACUGGCCAGGCAGAAUCCAGGACGAAAUGUUUCCAGUGACAACAACAAGGUCAUUCCGGUGCAAUUGUCUCAGAACCCGUCAAGGGUGGACCGAUUGGUGGUCGAAACAUUGAAGGAACACGCCAGGGUUGAAACUUUGAUGCUGAAGAUGGAACAAUUACGUGAAAUGAACAUUCCUGAUGGCAUCUACCGGAGUAUGAAUGGCUGGCUGGAAGCGGUGUACAACGUUCAGUCCUGCAGGAAGGAUGAGAUCAUCAACGCCAUCAACAGACAUCAGCUUAAUAAUCCACAGCAGCAGAAAGAAAAGGACGUUCUUGCACUCGCUUCUGCGCUGGACAAGUUGGCGCACAAGAUUCGAAGUGCUCGGACAGGGUUGUGGUGUUCCCUGCAACUUGCCAGCAACGACCUCCCACCGGUUUGCUUCCAUGCUGCUCAGCACAUGGCCAGCACCCAUGUCGCCCCACUGAGAACCAGCAAGUGCAAGCCGGGUCACCAUGAGGAAACGAACUUCUCCAGAGGAGGGAGGGCUGCUGCUACUGAGGCUGAUGAGGAUGCUGGUGAGGCCGAUGAGUCUGAUGAUUCCGAUUAUUUUGAGGAUUGA
Helobdella robusta is the source of this 696-nucleotide messenger RNA. RefSeq lists its product as hypothetical. Gene Ontology annotation, biological process: male meiosis I; mRNA stabilization; meiotic cell cycle. The transcript is spliced from 5 exons. Gene Ontology annotation, cellular component: cytoplasm; nucleus. The record is from RefSeq and is a predicted model, not a curated record. The annotation marks the transcript as partial. Lineage: Eukaryota; Metazoa; Annelida; Clitellata; Rhynchobdellida; Glossiphoniidae.